This is a messenger RNA of Zingiber officinale, 1736 nucleotides long. RefSeq names its product RNA-binding protein 1-like. The transcript has 10 exons. The coding region runs from base 544 to 1308 and encodes 254 amino acids. Lineage: Eukaryota; Viridiplantae; Streptophyta; Magnoliopsida; Zingiberales; Zingiberaceae. The record is from RefSeq and is a predicted model, not a curated record. Gene Ontology annotation, molecular function: mRNA binding.
UCUUUUCCUCUAAACGCCGUUUCUUCCCCCUGACCCGCGCCUCCCCCGACGCCGCCGCCGCGUCGAUUCCUCUCCUCCCCACGCGUACAAAACCGCCGGCCAAAGGGAGCUUCGAGUCCUUCCUCCUUCCGACUCCCUCUCCCUCACCCUCUGCCCUCACGGCGACGGCAUCCUCUGCCCUAGGAUCUCCACCGCCGCCUUUUCUCUGCCCUAGCCGACGCCACCACCGCCGUCUCCCUCUACCCUAGCUGUGAUCUCAACAUCGCCGGUUGCUGAUCACCAGGAGGACCGAGCCAUCAUCUCUUAGGUAUGAACGAGGAGAUUCACUGUGCCAGCCAAGCAACACUUCUCCGGCCGAAUCCACAGUGAAGCAUUUGAAAUUUGGUUUUGUUUGCAGUGUCGGGAACAUAUUUCUGGCAGUAACUUCACCAGCUGUGAUUCUACAGAGGAGGGUAAAUUAGGUUGAUGCUGUCAGAAGGUUCCAGUCGCUAGUCCCCCACCACUGCGCGUCGCGACGAGUUCGCACAUUUUGGUUUACUUAUUAUGGUUCUGUCUUCUCCGGCGAUGGCUGAUCCCUACCGGAAAUACCUUUCCACUGAAAGAGAUGAGCUUUCUGAUCCUUACCGGAGAUACUCUUCCUCUGAAAGAGCCGAUCCCUCUGAUUCUUACCGGAGAUACCCUUCCAUUGACAGAGAUGCACGGGCUGCUGUUCCAUCUUAUAUGCAAUUCAACACACCUUCUACAACUUCUCAUCCGACGUGGAGCUUAAGUGACUCUCAAAAAACACCUGAUUUACUACAUAAUGAUAUGUUACCGGCGAGAUCCACAAAUCAUGGGUUCGAUGAUCAUACUGGAAUGGGGGCUCAUGCUUCAAACAAGUUCAGUAGAUUGUCAACUGGAGAUGGUGAUAGAACAUUUAGUCCUUUGGUAGAUCCAGCUUUAGCACGAGAUGUUUCAGUAAACAUCAAUCAUGACAUUGUGACCAAUGGUCAAUUGCCGGAAGAGUCUAACAUUCUUUUUGUCGAAUGUCUCCCUACUGAUUGCACAAGAAGAGAGGUGUCCCAUCUAUUUCGCCCAUUUAUUGGGUUCAAGGAAAUUCGAGUUCUACACAAGGAACCUCGCGGGGCUGGGGAUAAGGCUAAAGUGCUAUGUUUUGUGGAGUUUGAUGAUGCCAAGUGUGCUUCGACUGCAUUAAAUGCCCUUCAAGGCUACAAGUUCGAUGAUAAGAAACCCAAUGCACCGGUCUUGCAGAUUCAGUUUGUGAAAUUUCCCUUUCGUCCAGCUUCUCUUCCUAAUAGCCAGACUUAAUGGAAACCACACUGGUUUCCUCUAACGCAGUCUUCGGGCUUGCUAGCUGGUUGGAGUCUAAUCUUUCUUACAAUCUUCAACGCAAAGCAAUGUUCAAGUUUUCAUGCAACUGAAUGGUCUUAUGGAACUUAUAUUUGAAUGUAUCAACUAGUGGGAGCUCCCCAAAUGACCUACCUCUAUUUAAAACUUCAAAGAUGAGUUGACUUGGAAACACUCCCAUGGAGGAGCUACCUUGUGUCGUGGGCAGUAGAUCGACUCAUUUGGCUUCUUGUUGCUUUCUUGCAGUUGUUUGAGGGCAAUCUCACGCAUAAUAUGAACCAUUAGCAUUGAGCACUAACUUUAUAUUUGAAACAGGUAGAUACUUUGUAUGUGAUUGGCAUUUGUCUGCACCAGUCUCUAGUAUUGCAAGAAAAACGUAUUGCACUGUU